AUGCUUAUCAUCGCCCUCAUCACCGCCCUACUGGCCUCAACCAACGCUCUGCCCCAUCCCCAAACAACCGGCGGCGGCUCACCACCGCCCUUCCCACCCAAUACAACCAUCAGCUACUACCAAGGCAGCGUAACAGACAAUCACUGCUACAUGUCCGUCGGCAGCGGCAUCGUCUUGUUAGAGGUCUGUACGGUCUUGAAGUGGAGCGGCGUGCGCAUCCCACACCUACCGGGCAAUGACUGUUCCUUCACUGUCUAUCACGGCUCGAACACCUGCGACACCUUAUCUGGCGAGGUAACGACGUGGCAGAUUCCUGCUGCCGGCAAUGGGAGUGUUUGUGUCGAUGCUGGUGUGACGGAUGGUGGGUUGAGGGAGAAGGCUAGUGGGGUGUGGGCUUGUCGUUGA
Molecule: messenger RNA, 405 nt
Organism: Baudoinia panamericana UAMH 10762
Lineage: Eukaryota; Fungi; Ascomycota; Dothideomycetes; Mycosphaerellales; Teratosphaeriaceae
Exons: 1
Coding region: 1-405 (134 amino acids)
Source: RefSeq, a predicted model, not a curated record